AUGUUAGCUGCCGAGGCUGCUGCUUACGAAAUUAUGGAGUUGGAAGAUGAUUAUGAAGGGUUAAAUUUAGAAUUAAUGGGUGACUGGUGGGUAAAGGUGACAGUUAUGAUCGAUGACUACCAUACCAUGGGAGAUCCCUGUUUUCAGUUACAUUUUAGGAUGACAAGAUCUGUCUUUGAGAUCCUUGUAACCACUGUCAAAAACUUUCUCAUUGAAAAGAAUAAGCUGCAAAGAGAAAGAACUCCUUUCCAAGACAUUAUGCUCAUGGUGGUAUGGUUGUUGGCAACGCCAGACUCCUUUCGAAGUGUUUCCCUGAAAUUUGGAGUGAACCCUGGUUCUCUGUACUAUUUUUACUUUUAUGUCAUUUGGGCUUUGCGGAAACCUGCUCCCCAAUAUAUUAGUUGGCCAGAUGCUGAUGAGAGGAGGUCGAUCAGCAAUACAUUUGAAAGAGCUACUGGUUUUCCAGGCAUUAUUGGUUCUAUUGAUGGGACGCAUGUUAAUGUCACUGCUCCCUUAAAGGAUGCUGCUCAGUACAAAAAUCGUCAUGAUAGUUAUAGUAUAAACGUGCAAGCAGUUGUUGACAGCACUCUGCUGGUGAGGCACUUACAUGUAGGGGAGGUGGGGAGCAUGCACGAUAGUCGAGUAUUUAGAAGAAGCCCUCUGUUGAAGGAUCUGGUAAUGGGGCAACCAGGCCAGUUUAUUUCUGACGAUGAGCACAUUGAUGGAGACGGCGCAUACACUCAGAGCGAGUUUAUGAUGGUUCCGUUUCGAAACAAUGGCCACCUGACUGCAGCUCAAUUGAACUACAACAAAAAACUAUCACAGAGCCGGGUGAGAGUAGAAAAUGCCUUUGCCCGUGCCAAAGGGAAGUGGAGGAGACUUAAAUUCCUGCAUGCAAGGAAACAGGAGGUGGUUAUCGACCACAUAACUGCAUCUUUUGUACUGCAUAAUUUUACAAUUCUGCAUGGAGAACCUUUAAUAGAUGAAGAAGAACUGGGAAGGCCUGUUCGUGUAAACGAAAUUCUGGGUCGUGAGCCUUUUAUUGAAGAAGAAGAGGAGGAUGAAGAGUUUGAGCAGGAAGAAGAUCCAGAACUAUUGGAAAGGAUGGAAGCUGCUAAUGCCAGAGGUUUGGAGAAGAGAAUCUUGUUUAUGGAUCAUGUCCUUGUUCAGUAA
Messenger RNA from Frankliniella occidentalis (western flower thrips), 1173 nucleotides. RefSeq lists its product as uncharacterized. The transcript is spliced from 5 exons. NCBI's taxonomy places the organism in Eukaryota, Metazoa, Arthropoda, Insecta, Thysanoptera, Thripidae. The record is from RefSeq and is a predicted model, not a curated record. Bases 1 to 1173 code for a protein of 390 amino acids.